Gongylonema pulchrum is the source of this 255-nucleotide messenger RNA. The record is from the annotation of a GenBank genome assembly. Lineage: Eukaryota; Metazoa; Nematoda; Chromadorea; Rhabditida; Gongylonematidae.
AUGCCUCCGAGGUGUAGCCAUGUGCAGUCGGUCUUGGCCUUCUUGCCUGUUGUAAUUGUUUGGAAUACAGAUCUCAUACCACAUCUUGUGGUAAGCUUUGAUGGCGAACAUAUAGCACGAGGGGGUUUCAGUUUACGUCAGGUGGCCUCAACAGUGCAAGGUAUACAGCAACUCUACAUUGAUCCAGAAAUCCGUCUGUUUUCAUGUGGCGCCGACUGUUCGCUGAAGAUUCGUUCAAUACGUAAUUUAACUUGA